AAUUUGCGAUUGGUGUUAUGUGGCAACAAAAACGAAGUUUGGCCUUCGUGCAUCACUUGCUGCUCCUGUUUAAGUCUGAUCAGUGAGCUUUGUGAUCCUGCAUUUAGUGAGAAUUCUGUUCAGUGCUGAGCACUGAUGUAUCUUUCACUGCAAAGACAUGGUAGUUUGUUUGUUCCAUGGUUGGUAACGCUCUGGUGUGAUUGGAUCGAAUGAAACGAUCUUGUGAUGAGCGGAUACUGGUGUUGUUUAUGACUCGUAGUUGGAGCAUUGUUGUCAUUUUUCGUCAGAGUUUGUGUGCAAGUCAUUUGUGUUUUCUAGGGAGUGGCUGAUGGGGAUACCAGGGGAAGAUGAGAUUUGAUGGGGCACAUUCACGAUUUCCUCACUUCCAGCAGUUACAUUUGUGGUUAUAGGGUCGGUUUUGAUUGCCAGAUGCUUCCCUGACGCCACCAAUUAUAGCUUGGAUAGCAACGACGCUCGAGCACGAAAAUCCUAGUCCUAGAGUCGGAUCUCAAAAAUUAAAAUUUCAAGAUUCUUUUAUUGUUGAAUGCCAUGCAAUCGCAGUUUAAUUGCCCUCAUCUUUGUUCUCAGUUGGCAUAGACUUUCGUAAUUAAUUUUAGCUAUUUCAUCCCUGUCAACAUGUACUUGCCGCUGUUGCAUCGCCCACUGGUGCAUGAAGAACAAAGGACUCGAAUCUGCGGAACACGACACACGGAGAACUCGAAUUAGGCAUAUCUUUGUUGAUAAAUCAGAUCAUACCUGGAAGGCAGUUGGUGAAUCGGAUGGGAUAGAAUGGCACACAACGGGUACAGCGUGGUUGCAGCAGACUCGGAAUCAGGCAAACCUUUGUUGAUGAAGCAGCGAUGGAAUGUGGAAUUUAGAUUCCAGAGGCGUCCCUGUUUGAGGAGGAUAUGUUGGGGGGUUUUUCUGAUGCUUCUCGCCUUUGCAGCCAUUAUAGACAAUUCAGAACUUAUUCCCGAAAUUCGAGAUCUCGCGAUUUCAAACCAGUCAGUGCUCAGCCUCCUGGUGUCCUCUGAGAUUCCUUCCCACUGGCAUCAGGAGAUACAACCCGGAAAAACAAUGGCAAGCCUUGAAAUGUAUAUCAAAGAUGUGUUCAGCUUCUACCCCGACGUCCUGGUUCUGAUCCACGUGCCUAAAACCAUCCAGUUUCCAGCCAAGGAGAGAGUUCAAUGCCAAUACGGAGGUGCCACGCAUUUCACUCACAGGAAAGCAUUAGUUGUCAUGCACCUGCUCCAUAAAAAUGAAAUUGCGGUUCUCUGCAGUUCACCACCACAAGAUCUCGUAUGGGUUGUGAAUUCUGUGCUCAUUGAAAUCGAUAAGGGACAAAAAAUUCGCCAUGGGGCUGCCACUCCUGAAUACCAGGAACCAUUGCCGUGGAACUUCAUCAAGGUGGUAUUUGAGGCAUUUGCAAUGGAGAGGGACGUGGUUGUCUUCGUGCAUGGGAUUAAACAUCCUCAGGGGGUUUCUGUCUCGGAGAAUGCUGAACAAGAGCGUCUUAAAAAAUUUCAAUGCAUUUACGGCGGCUACUUUGAAGUCCCUGUAACUGCGCAAUCGCAAGAGGUUUUUCGCUGUGCCCACCCCCCAACAAAUUUGGUCCCUAAAUUCGUAGGGAUGAAGGUAGCAAUUCGGGUUGAGACGAAAAUUCUAGCUUCCGUUGCAUAUUACAGUCCAAUGCACUCUCGUGAAUCUUUCCACACAACAAUGGUCUCAAGGGCCGCUGGGGAGAAAUCCAAUCCCAAGCUUCAUCACAUUUGCGCGUGCACUAUGAUCUUUAACGGUGCCAAGUUUCUGAAAGAGUGGGUGCACUACAACCACCACCUGGGUGUGGAGAAAUUCUACCUCUACGACAACAACAGCGAAGACAACCUCGACGAAGUGAUCGAAGGCUUGAGGAGCUUCAAUAUAAAGAAGCAACCAUGGCCAUGGGUGAAGACUCAGGAGGCAGGCUUUUCUCACUGCAGCUUGUCUGCGCAAUCGGAGUGCACAUGGAUGUUCUACAUCGAUGUUGACGAGUACUUUUUUCCAAAUCAGCACUUUCUGGAAACCGGAGUGAAAUCCCAAGCCCCCGAUUUGCAACCGACAACAACUUCCUCGUCGAUAAUCGCUUUGUUUAUCAAUGAGGCAGCUGGGAAAAACUCCAAGGUGGGGCAAAUCAGCAUUUUUUGUCAUAACUAUGGGCCCUCUGGCUUCACAGCUUCCCCUCCGCAGGGCAUCACGCAGGGAUACACUUGCCGAAUAAAAAAACCCGAACGGCACAAAUCGCUUGUGCUAUUGGAUUCAGUGGCGACGAACUUGUCGAAUGUAAUCCAUCACUUUACCUUGCAAGAUGGUUACGAGACGAAGCUGAUGUCUACUGAUGUGGCUGUUAUCAACCACUACAAAUAUCAGGCAUGGGACGAAUUCAAGGUGAAGUUUCGCCGUCGUGCUGCGACGUACGUCGCGGACUGGACGGAGAAUCGUAACUGGGCCUCCAAGGAUCGCGUGUUGGACUUGGGGACGAAGGCCGUGAAGCCUCACGAUUGGGAGAGUCGAUACUGCGAAGAGCGGGAUUACGGGCUGCGGGACUACGUUAGGCAUGUGUUUGGGUCUUACGAUGACAACCAAACUUUGCGUCUGACUUGGGAGUAAUUAGAGUUUGAAGAAAAAAGCCAACAAUCCACAAUGCAUCUCAAACAUAUGAAACAUGUCGGAGAAGAAGACAUAAUUGCACCUCGAAAGCAGAUUUCAGUAUUGCGAGCAAGACAGCUACAUUUCGAGCACUUCAUGGUGCCUCGAGGACUUGGCAGAGAGCUUUGGAUUUUAAGAAAGACUGUGCAACACAACCAAUUUUUUGGAUACGGAUCAAUGUAAAAGCCAGGAAAGCAACUAUUUUUAAAUCUUCAUGUUGAUGAUAUCUUGGUGAAGGAGGAUCCCAUUUUCGGUAGACUAUUUAAUGCUGUAUUCGCAUCGGGAAAGCUGACCCUAAUACUACGGUUGCUGUGUACACACACACCAAUCACCGAAAUCGCGACAACUGCAACAUAUUCCUACUGGUGUUGAGUUUCUCGGAAAUUGGCUUUUCAGCUAGAGAGAGAAAAGGCAGAAACUCUUCUGGCACUAAUUCCACACUCAGUCAGGGAUGUGAGUGGUUUCCUAUCCAGAAUCUUUGGCUACUCUGUGGCUACUCUGUGGACUAUAUUUGCUAGUGUGCUCUGGAUGGGGCACUUCCAUUGUAUAACGAAGCCUGUGAAUGGGAUUUACAUCAGAGUUGAUCUCGUGAGAAUCUAGAAAAUCUGGAGAAGAUCUAUUAGAUUGCCCUCUAGAUUGUAGAAGCGGUGAAUAAAGAAGACCAGGUGGCAUGACAACUCGGAUACGAAAUCUGUUGUUCUAAUUUGAGUAUCUGAAAUGGAGUAUUUUGAAUCUUAAGAUA
Messenger RNA from Physcomitrium patens, 3427 nucleotides. The record is from RefSeq and is a predicted model, not a curated record. Lineage: Eukaryota; Viridiplantae; Streptophyta; Bryopsida; Funariales; Funariaceae.